Molecule: messenger RNA, 406 nt
Organism: Homo sapiens (human)
Lineage: Eukaryota; Metazoa; Chordata; Mammalia; Primates; Hominidae
Gene: MT3
Product: metallothionein 3
Exons: 3
Coding region: 64-270 (68 amino acids)
Biological process (GO): zinc ion transport; detoxification of cadmium ion; intracellular zinc ion homeostasis
Cellular component (GO): microtubule; astrocyte end-foot; axon
Molecular function (GO): copper ion binding; metal ion binding; zinc ion binding
Source: RefSeq, marked reviewed
AAGCCGCGCGUCCAGUUGCUUGGAGAAGCCCGUUCACCGCCUCCAGCUGCUGCUCUCCUCGACAUGGACCCUGAGACCUGCCCCUGCCCUUCUGGUGGCUCCUGCACCUGCGCGGACUCCUGCAAGUGCGAGGGAUGCAAAUGCACCUCCUGCAAGAAGAGCUGCUGCUCCUGCUGCCCUGCGGAGUGUGAGAAGUGUGCCAAGGACUGUGUGUGCAAAGGCGGAGAGGCAGCUGAGGCAGAAGCAGAGAAGUGCAGCUGCUGCCAGUGAGAAGGCACCCCUCCGUGUGGAGCACGUGGAGAUAGUGCCAGGUGGCUCAGUGCCACCUAUGCCUGUGGUGAAGUGUGGCUGGUGUCCCCUUCCCCUGCUGACCUUGGAGGAAUGACAAUAAAUCCCAUGAACAGCA